UGAAGACAGAUUUUAUGAUAAGAGGAACAGAAGGCUUUGCCAUUUCCUGUGGUUGAUGAAGAGGAAAGGCAUCACAAAAUGCAGAACCUGACUGAAUUUCCAGGUAAUGCAACCUCCCACAAAAGCCUCUCUGUCAUCAUCAAGGUGUGUGUGGUCAUCCCCUUCUUUUGUGUCUUCCUGUGCUGCAUUGGUGUCAUGCUGCAUAUCUUUGCAUCUCACAGACAGUUCCUGGACACCUCUCGUUACAUCUUGUUUGCCUACAUGCUCAUUAAUGACACCCUCCAGCUCUUGUCCUCUGUACUGCUCUUUCUCUUUGUCAUGGGUCAGGUGAAGUUUGCGAUGGUCUACUGUGUUCCUCUGCUGUUCAUUUCCACCGCCACUUUCCAAAACACACCUUUAAUCCUGGCCACAAUGUCGCUGGAGCGUUAUGUUGCCAUCUUCUACCCCUUACAGCGUCCGGCAGCCUGGCGCUCAGACCGCAUCUGGGUUAUUGUUUUCUCUCUGGGGCUCAUCAGCUGCACCCCCCCUCUCAUUGACCACGCCAUUAGGGAACAUGACCCUGCUGUGGAUGUUUUCUCUACCCCUUUGGCUUGCAAAGCUAACGUUGUAAACUCAUCUCCAAUCCAGACAUUAUUCAAAGCUUCUAUGAGUAUUCUGUUCUUUGCAGUAGUGGCUGUUAUCAUCCUCUUUACAUACGUGAGAAUCUUGCUGGAGACCAGGAAUCUGAGACAAGAUGGAGCGUCUGUGAGCAAAGCCAUGCACACUGUGCUGCUGCAUGGCUUUCAGCUGCUGCUGUCCAUGAUGGCCUUCACCAGCCCUAUCACUGAAACUCUCAUUGUUCUUCAUGUGGACUGGUUACCACAGGACAUUGCCUUUUUUAAUUACUUCUGUUUUAUGCUGAUUCCACGCUUUCUUAGCCCACUCAUCUACGGGUUCAGAGAUCAGAUUCUCAGGGGCUACAUCAGGAAAACAUUUCUCUGCUGCUCAAAAAAAGUGAAACCCCACAUUAGAGGCAAGCUAUAGGACAACUUCUCUGCCUCUUGAAAUUGUUAUUAUGGGUACAUAAUUUCUGGUGAUGAUGCAUUUGUGAUGUUUGAGGGGAUCCAAAGAGUUGAAAUAUCUUUAGAGAAAGCUGAAUUCAGCAUCCAGAAAGCAAAAUCUCAGCAGGGUAUUACAGGAUGUCAGAUGCGAUGUGGCACUUUGUUGCACUUUUACAAACUGUACAAAAAGCAGGGUCAUCUCCAGAAGCCCUGUAUAUGUGUGAUUUGUCUUCAUAAACUCAUUUAUAGAGCCAUGAUGUUGCAUUGUUCUUAUACAUAAGAUUAUAUAAAGAUUUUCAGAUAUUUUAGACUGAUGGUUAAAUAAGAGAAAAGUCUAAUCUAAUCUCUGGACAUAAAAUGACGAAGAACUGAUUCAACUGUGUUACGCUCAGUAAUCACGACCCUUCAGUGAAUGCAUUGGCAUGUCUUAUGUCUCAUAGAUCCUGCUGUGUUAAACAUAAACCAGACCUUAUUUCUGUGCCAACAGCAUCAAUAAAGAUGACUUAAUUGUGUGAGUGAGAUUAAGGUUAACUUUGUUGGGCUGGCAUACUGCAUUGAUCAUGCAGGAUUUGUCAUUA
Messenger RNA from Notolabrus celidotus (New Zealand spotty), 1618 nucleotides. RefSeq names its product odorant receptor, family H, subfamily 129, member 1 (gene or129-1). NCBI's taxonomy places the organism in Eukaryota, Metazoa, Chordata, Actinopteri, Labriformes, Labridae. Gene Ontology annotation, biological process: G protein-coupled receptor signaling pathway. The record is from RefSeq and is a predicted model, not a curated record. The transcript has 2 exons. Gene Ontology annotation, molecular function: G protein-coupled receptor activity. Gene Ontology annotation, cellular component: membrane. Bases 79 to 1023 code for a protein of 314 amino acids.